Podospora anserina S mat+ is the source of this 1242-nucleotide messenger RNA. RefSeq lists its product as uncharacterized. The transcript is spliced from 5 exons. The annotation marks the transcript as partial. Lineage: Eukaryota; Fungi; Ascomycota; Sordariomycetes; Sordariales; Podosporaceae. The record is from RefSeq and is a predicted model, not a curated record.
AUUAAGUGCAGUUUUGAUCACAUCAUGAGUGGGCAUUCCUGCUACACAGGCUGUCAACCAGACCCAUUUAACCAUGAGACUGCCACUCCAAUCCCCAGUCUCUGGACUGGCUUCCCAUCACCCGUUGAAAAGGCUGCGCUUCGAGCUUUCCGAAUAUCAUUUGCUGCACAGCCAUCAUUAUCAGCCAGAAACGUACGCUUAGGCUUCAAGAUGGCACGCUCAGACUUUGCAGGCUCAACUCUAGGCUCAGAGCCCUCAAGCCCAACCAGUCCCAUGGGGAGUGACAGGUCGCGUGGAAGCAGCGCUCCGACAACUGUAACAGCGGCGUCAGUGGAUCCCUUGAUCAACCCGACACAAGCAAUAGACGGAGCGGAACACCAACCGACUCCAUCACUCGCAUCGAUUGCCAUUGAGGAACCAAUCCCCGCUGAAGGCUGGCUUGAUCUCGCAAGAUUGAUGACGAAGACACCAGAUUUUGCGGCCUUUUCGCGGUUCCAUGACCUUCAUAUCAAAAACCUUUUUAAACAGUUUUUGAAGAUUCGAGAAUUGAGGGAAUGUUUGAAGGGCUACGGUAUUACUCACAACAUGCGACAACUAGUGAAGUGGCUCCAGGACGAAGAUCAUGGGAACAUGACUGUUCAAGGAGUUGGCAGCGAGAUAUGGGGGGAUCAGCAAAAGAAGCCAGAGCCUCCCCCACUUCGCCAACAGUUCAUGAAUCUCAUCAGCUUCUGGAACAAGACGGAACCGCCAACCAGAGCAGACCUUGUGGCACCUCGUUGGCGAAAGGAUGUCGACGGCCUGACACGGUGGCUCGCGGAGGAACUCAUUCCCUUCAGAGAAGCUGUAAAAAACCCCCACAAGAGAGAAGCGGAUGAUUCGGAGUCUACGGCCGGUCAAGAGGGAAGCGAAAAGACAUCUACCAACCAUGUGGAGGAUGCAGAUAAAGAAGCGCAGAAAAGGAGGUCAAGAACCGACAACGUUCGAGCAUACUCGGGCGACACGCUACUCAAGCUGACUUAUCGCGGAGCAACUUUGGUGGCCUGCAUGCUUCCAAUUGUCGCCAUUCUUUGCCUCUCUAUCGUCCCCAACUUGUACCAUAAACUGGCCAUGAUCACAUGCUUCACAGUCCUCUUCGCCAUAGCAGUCAUGUGCAUGACCGAAGGGACAAGAGUUCAAGUGUUUACGGCCACCUCCGCAUUCCUCGCCGUACUGGUGGUUUUUGUCCCGGUUCAAAGUUCCUGA